This is a messenger RNA of Scatophagus argus, 3218 nucleotides long. RefSeq names its product potassium voltage-gated channel subfamily D member 3-like. Gene Ontology annotation, molecular function: protein binding; A-type (transient outward) potassium channel activity. Gene Ontology annotation, biological process: protein homooligomerization; potassium ion export across plasma membrane. Gene Ontology annotation, cellular component: neuronal cell body; voltage-gated potassium channel complex; membrane. The coding region runs from base 554 to 2497 and encodes 647 amino acids. NCBI's taxonomy places the organism in Eukaryota, Metazoa, Chordata, Actinopteri, Scatophagidae. The record is from RefSeq and is a predicted model, not a curated record. The transcript has 7 exons.
CGGCACUUUUGACAGCAGCCAAAGUGACAGGGUGGGUCUGUCAGAUAUGAUGGUGAAGUGAGGCAGUGGGAACGAGGGCUGAUGACACGCACAUUGUACCUUGCGCUGGAAAAAAGGAGGCGCACUGCUCCUCUCCAUCACAUUUCAUUUUCCAAACACUGACGAGGGAAACAAAGGAAAGCCAGGAUGUGAAAUCCAGUCAGAGGACAUCCACGAAUCCCGCUACAGACCCUUUUCUCCCGAGUGUCUGUGUGGUGCCACAGACAGGUUAAUUCCGCUCCAUCAGCUGCGUUUUGUGCGCUCUGCUCGGUGCAGGAGUCUGUCGUCCGACCGACGGGGAGGAGAGCUGCCGCUCGCUGCUUCUUCCCGCUGGAUGGAUCCGAGCUCUUCUUCUCUCACUUGCAUCUAAGGACUCGAUCUUUGCAGAAACUCUUACUCUGUUCGGAAGAGUUGGGAUUUUGCUCCCUCGCCUCCACUUUUAUCGAUGUCAGUUGAUUUUGGGGAAAAACGACUCUGAAGGUGAGGAGGACUACCUUGAAGACUCUGCUUCACGAUGGCGACAGGAGUAGCAGCAUGGCUUCCUUUUGCCAGGGCAGCAGCCAUUGGCUGGAUGCCUGUUGCCAACUGCCCCAUGCCUGUUGCACCAAGGGACAACAGCAAGAGACAGGAUGAGCUGAUCAUACUCAAUGUCAGCGGCCGUCGUUUUCAGACCUGGAGAACCACUCUGGACCGCUACCCAGACACCCUGCUGGGCAGCUCUGAAAAAGACUUCUUUUACAAUGAGGAAAGCAAGGAGUACUUCUUUGACAGGGACCCUGAUGCCUUCAGGAGCAUCCUCAACUUCUACCGGACAGGGAAGCUCCACUACCCCCGCCAUGAGUGCAUCUCGGCCUACGAUGAGGAGUUGACCUUCUUUGGCAUCAUCCCUGAGAUCAUCGGUGACUGCUGCUACGAAGAGUACAAGGACAGAAAAAGGGAGAAUUUAGAGCGGCUGCAGGAUGAUCAGGAGGAGAACAAGGACCAGAAGCUGCCCAACAUGAACUUCAGGCAAACCAUGUGGCGAGCCUUUGAGAACCCCCACACCUCCACCAUGGCCCUGGUCUUCUACUAUGUCACUGGUUUCUUCAUAGCAGUCUCAGUCAUCACUAAUGUGGUGGAGACGGUGCCCUGUGGUUCCACUGCUAACCAGAAGGACAUGCCAUGUGGUGAACGCUACACGGUGGCGUUCUUCUGCAUGGACACUGCCUGUGUCAUGAUAUUCACAGUGGAGUACCUGAUGCGCCUGUUUGCAGCGCCUAGCCGUUACCGGUUCAUGCGCUCAGUGAUGAGCAUUAUUGACGUGGUGGCCAUCUUGCCAUACUACAUCGGCCUGGUUAUGACCAACAACGAGGACGUGAGCGGCGCCUUUGUCACUCUUCGUGUGUUUCGAGUGUUUCGCAUCUUUAAGUUCUCCCGUCACUCACAGGGCCUGCGGAUCCUGGGCUAUACACUCAAGAGUUGUGCUUCAGAGCUGGGCUUCCUCCUCUUCUCACUCACAAUGGCCAUCAUCAUCUUCGCCACAGUCAUGUUCUACGCCGAGAAGGGCUCCAGCUCCAGCAAGUUCACCAGCAUCCCAGCUUCCUUCUGGUACACUAUUGUCACCAUGACGACACUGGGGUAUGGAGACAUGGUGCCAAAGACGAUUGCUGGGAAAAUCUUCGGCUCCAUCUGCUCCCUGAGCGGUGUGCUGGUUAUCGCUCUGCCCGUGCCCGUUAUCGUUUCCAACUUCAGUCGCAUCUACCACCAGAACCAGAGAGCAGACAAACGCCGUGCUCAGAAGAAAGCCAGACUGGCCAGGAUAAGAAUAUCCAAGUCCAGCAGCGCCAACGCCUUCAUCCAGAGCAAACGCAAUGGACUGCUCAACGAACUGCUAGAGCUGACGGACACAGAAGAGAAUGAGCAGAAGUUGACUAAGUCCAUCUCUCUGUUGGAAAGCCAACACCACCACCUACUGCACUGUCUUGAGAAAACCACUGCUCAUGAGUUUGUGGACGAGCAGAUGUAUGAGCAGAACUGUUCAGAAACAGCUCUCCAGACUUACCCAUCCCGCAGCCCCUCUAUAUCCAGCCACGACAGUUCUGCGGGAACCUGCUGUGGCCGCAGGCUAAAGAGAAACUCUCCCCUGCCCAACGCCAGCCUGCCCUCCACCCACCAGGCUCCCCUGCAGGAGCUCAGCGCCAUCCACAUACAGUGUGGUGAACCGCCAUCACAUACCACCAGUCGUUCCAACCUCAACCUGAAAACCGACAACAGCGGCAGGAUCAACUGCAAAGGCGGCCGGAUCACCACAGCGAUCAUCAGCCUCCCGACACCCCCUGCUUUGACCCCUGAUGGUGAUGGUCUCCAUGGGCCCCCACAGAGGAGGCCGCCCCCUCCCCCAGGUCAUCCUGCUACUCCGAGCAUCCAGACCACAACAAGCUCAGCUGGCACCAACAUCGUCAAAGUCUCUGCUCUGUGAGUCUCUGGCUGACAGCUGUAACUCUUAUCAGGAAGAAAGAAGGGAGGAAGAGAUAGAAGAAGAAGAAGAAGAGGAGGAGGAGGAGGAGACGAAGCUACACUACCUUUACAGAUGUACCGGGUCCCGUCCCACUGGUCAACAGGAAGAUCGCUGCUCUCCAGAGGCGUGACCAGUUGGUGUUUUAGAAAAGACAGAUGAUGUGGAGACGUUACUGAGGUAGGGGACUGUAGAUAUGUGAACCGAGAAUCAAGCACUUGUCAUGUUGUAUACGCACUGUAGAUACGGACAGAACCGCUGCAUUUUUAAUAGUUCCUAACAGCAGUACAGAUGUUUUACAGAACGUACUGUGAAAAAGAUCGGAAGGCAUUGUGCAAUUAGCAUAUCGUUAAAUUUAAAGUAAAGUCACAGUGGAAUAAUGAAAAAGAUAUUUUGUUGACUUUAAAUGUGUUUGAAGAAAGAAGAAACAUAAUGACUGUGUUUACUUGAGUUUUUGAUCGGUCUUGUUUGUGUUAUGUGUUUGUCUUAAAUAUUUUGAGUAAAAAAAGAAGAAAAAAAAAAAACAACUGAAACAACAAAAACACUUAGUUUUCCUUUGAAAAGUCACAGCACCAGAUGCUGAUAAUACUGUGUUGUUGAAAUGUGAGUUUGAUACGUUUAAGACUGAAAAGAGUGUUUUUAUUUUAUUUUAUUUUCCAUCCAUCCAUCCAUUUUCUAUACCACU